Messenger RNA from Tupaia belangeri chinensis (Chinese tree shrew), 2711 nucleotides. RefSeq names its product F-box and leucine rich repeat protein 16 (gene FBXL16). Gene Ontology annotation, cellular component: cytoplasm. Lineage: Eukaryota; Metazoa; Chordata; Mammalia; Scandentia; Tupaiidae. The record is from RefSeq and is a predicted model, not a curated record. Gene Ontology annotation, molecular function: protein binding.
GCAAAGGGCCACGCAGACAGGAGAUGCCUGGCUGCUGGCCAGGGUCAAGGUCGCCCAGGAUCAUGCGCAGUCCCACGGUACACCCACUCGCUCACGACCUGGGCACAGGCUAGGACCAGCUGCUCCACGCUGCCGGGCUCCUGGGUCAGGCCGCUGGGGACAGGACGGAAGGCGCUGAUGCUGGUGGCCUGUGUCCCGCCCAGCACCUCCUCCGAUCGCCAUCAAAAGCUGGAUCCAUUCUGGAGGAGACAGGCGCGGCGUUUGGACUUCCAGAAGCCACCUCAUCAAGGGCCCCCAGCGACGAUGCUGUCCAGCCACCUGGAUGAGGAGGCCACUUUUCAUUGACCCGGCUCCACUGAGGGAAGCAGCUGGGCGUCACCAGCCAUCAGAGCCACCCCGGGAACCGGAAGCCCCCACGGCCACAGCAGACGCGACACCCUGGGAGCAGGUGCUCUAUAAGCACGUGGAGAGUGGGGUCUCAGCUCCAGUGCGACACCCUCAAGAGCCACCUUCACUGCCCAUGCCAGAGUGCGUGAGGAAAAUGUCGAGCCCGGGUAUCGACGGCGACCCCAAGCCCCCAUGCCUGCCUCGAAACGGCCUCCUGAAGCGCUGCCGGCCCAUGCCCCCCUGCAGGUGGGCCCACCUCCGCCCCGACAUGCGGCUCCCCGGCAGAGCGGCCCCCGCUGGCCACAGAUGAGAAGAUCCUCAACGGCCUCUUCUGGUACUUCUCUGCGUGCGAGAAGUGUGUGCUGGCCCAGGUGUGCAAGGCCUGGCGGCGUGUGCUCUACCAGCCCAAGUUCUGGGCAGGCCUCACACCAGUGCUGCACGCCAAGGAGCUCUACAACGUGCUCCCCGGGGGCGAGAAGGAGUUCGUGAGCCUGCAGGGCUUCGCAGCGCGCGGCUUCGAGGGCUUCUGCCUGGUGGGCGUCUCAGAUCUAGAUAUCUGUGAGUUCAUCGACAACUACGCGCUCUCCAAGAAGGGGGUCAAGGCCAUGAGCCUCAAGCGCUCCACCAUCACUGAUGCCGGUCUCGAGGUGAUGCUGGAGCAGAUGCAGGGCGUGGUCCGCCUGGAGCUGUCCGGCUGCAAUGACUUCACGGAGGCGGGGUUGUGGUCCAGCCUCAGCGCACGCAUCACCUCGCUGAGCGUCAGUGACUGCAUCAACGUGGCCGAUGACGCCAUCGCGGCCAUCUCGCAGCUGCUGCCCAAUCUGGCCGAGCUGAGCCUGCAGGCCUACCACGUGACGGACACGGCGCUGGCCUACUUCACGGCGCGCCAGGGCCACAGCACGCACACGCUGCGUCUGCUGUCCUGCUGGGAGAUCACCAACCACGGUGUGGUCAACGUGGUGCACAGCCUGCCCAACCUCACGGCACUCAGCCUCUCCGGCUGCUCCAAGGUCACAGACGACGGCGUGGAGCUUGUGGCCGAGAACCUGCGCAAGCUGCGCAGCCUCGACCUCUCCUGGUGCCCCCGCAUCACCGACAUGGCGCUCGAGUACGUGGCCUGUGACCUGCACCGCCUGGAGGAGCUCGUGCUGGACAGGUGCGUUCGGAUCACCGACACAGGCCUCAGCUACCUGUCCGCCAUGUCGUCCCUCCGCAGCCUCUACCUGCGAUGGUCCUGCCAGGUAGGCCUCCCUGCCUCGGGGCGGUGGGACCCAGCGGGGUGCGGGGAAGCCCCGGGCCACCGCCUCCGGACCUGCCCCCCGGCCCCACCCAUGUCUGUAGGUUUCUCUGGGUCCCACCACAUCCAGCCGCCACCCCGCGCAGAGCUGUCAGGAUGCCCAGGCUCCUCGGAGGCACAUCAGCUGCCUCCUGGCUCUGUGAGGGGCCAAGAAACUCGUUGGAAUCCCGCCUCCUGCCCCUCUAGCAGCUCCAGGCCUAGGGCCGAACCCAGGGGACGGCCCCCCCACCCCCGACCCCCGCACGCACGAGCAGAAAGUUACCUCGUCCCCCACCCCUGCCAGGUGCAGGACUUCGGGCUGAAGCACCUCCUGGCCAUGAGGAGUUUGCGUCUCUUGUCUCUGGCAGGGUGCCCGCUGCUGACCACCACCGGGCUGGCGGGCCUGGUGCAGCUGCACGAGCUGGAGGAGCUGGAGCUGACCAACUGCCCCGGGGCCACGCCCGAGCUCUUCAAGUACUUCUCGCAGCACCUGCCCCGACACAGGGGCCCCGAAGAGCCCCAAGGGCUUCCUAUCUCCCACUACCCCGCCCCUGGAACCCUCCGAGGGGUGUGCGGGGAAAUAGGCCACCCCCGGCCGGAGUCGCGGCCGCUGAGCGCCCCGGUGCUGCCUGACCUGUGCCAGCCUGACCAGAGGCCUCCCCUCGUCCCUGCCGCCUGCCGCCGUGGAGCCGCCCCAGUCCUCGUUCUCAGCCUGCCCGGCCUACAGGUCUUUGGGACCUUGUGCUAUGGCCCAGCGCAGGGGCGAGACCGGCGUCUUGUAGAUGAGCAGUUGGAGCCGCACUUGGGCUGUCAGGCCUUCCGGAGCAGCUGGGCAGCCCGCACCUCAGCCCUGCAGCCGCCUGGCACCAGCCUCCUCCGGAGGGAGUGCAAGGGGGUCCCAGCCAGGGGUCAGGAGCAGCACCCACCGAACAGUGGCUCCUAUCUCCCAAUGGCCAGUGCACCCCGAUGCCCCAGGAGGGAGGGCUCCUCUGGCUCCCCUUCCCCCUCCCUAGCUUCCCACACUUCUGCCUGCUCAGAGGAGCUCUGA